Molecule: messenger RNA, 1107 nt
Organism: Camelina sativa (false flax)
Lineage: Eukaryota; Viridiplantae; Streptophyta; Magnoliopsida; Brassicales; Brassicaceae
Source: RefSeq, a predicted model, not a curated record
AUGUCUCUGCUUGUGAACCAGCCCUCGAGCCUCUGCUUUCGGAGACCUGUGUUGGUGAGAUCCUCUCCUCUUCCCUCUAAUAAUGGCUUCUCAAGUUCCUUGCUUCAUACCCCUCCUUGUUUCAUCUUCAGCGUUGAUCCCUGUGGAGCAAGACCUCGGAAAGAGGGAAAACUCGUGAUUAUGAAUUUUAAUGGACGUGACUGCACUACUUUGGAUAAGAAGGUGCCUGUGGAGUUGUUUUACGAUGAAAUUGUAACGAUCGGGUCAUCCCAUGGCUGGAUAGCUACUUUGAAGGACGAUGGCAUAUUGCGCCUCCAAGAUGAUCUAAACCCGGUUGCAUCGGAUUCAGACCCAAAGCGCAUUCCCCUGCCUCCUAUGGUAACGCUUCCUCAUUGCCAAACUCAAAUUGUCACCAACGUGUCAAUGUCUUCAUCUUCUCCAGAGGAUGAGGACUGUGUUGUGGCUGUCAAGUUUUUGGGUCCUCAACUCAGCUUUUGCAGACCGGCUCAACUUAACUCCAAGUGGAUCAAUGUCAGAAUCGGACACCAAUGUUUCUUCUCCUCUCGUGUUAUGUAUUCCAAGAAAGACGAUAUGUUUCGCAUUCCCGGAUCUGGAGGCCACCUCAUUGGAUCAUGGGAUCUCCGUACAGAUAAGCUCCCCAAUCCCAAGUUGCAGAGUUUGAGAUUUCAAAAACUUCCCAAACUGACAAAGACCAAAGGGAAGCUUCUGGAUUCGUGCUGCAAGAGUGAACUCUUGGUUGAGUCACCAGCUGGUGAAACUUUCUUGCUUAAAUGGUAUAAGAAGUCUUGUGGCAAGAUCAUCAAUGGUAAUGCCAAAAUGAAAACAAAAGCUUUGAUGGUGUUCAAGCUAGACGAAGAAGGAAACGCUGUUUACACUAAAGACAUUGGAGAUCUCUGCAUAUUUCUCUCAAAGUCUGAACCUUUCUGUGUCUCUGCUAGCUCUUUUCCCGGCAUGUGCCCUAACAAAGUCACACUCUAUGAUGGUGACGAAAUCGGUGAUGUCCAUCUGAGUGAUUCCACCAUCGUUACUGAUGUGAUACCUACAUGCAGAAACAAUUACCUUAUUCCACCCCAAGAACUAGAUUAG